Molecule: messenger RNA, 3679 nt
Organism: Xyrauchen texanus (razorback sucker)
Lineage: Eukaryota; Metazoa; Chordata; Actinopteri; Cypriniformes; Catostomidae
Product: zinc finger protein ZIC 3-like
Exons: 3
Coding region: 222-1568 (448 amino acids)
Biological process (GO): central nervous system development; regulation of transcription by RNA polymerase II
Cellular component (GO): nucleus
Molecular function (GO): DNA-binding transcription factor activity, RNA polymerase II-specific; RNA polymerase II cis-regulatory region sequence-specific DNA binding
Source: RefSeq, a predicted model, not a curated record
UCGUUUGGAAAGGGGGGGAAGUUUGAUCCUCUUUCUCACGGAUCCCAGUUACGGGAGUUUUUCUCCCGUUCACAGAGACCCGGGAAUAAUAUUUAGUUUUCACGUCUAGAUUUUUUUUAUUAUUCGAGCUCAAGUGAAAUUGUACCGUUCGUCCCACUUUACUCCACUAACCUGGGGUUUGUUAUAUUUUCUUUUUCACUUGUUUUUCUCAAUUGAGUCCAAUGACUAUGCUCCUUGAUAGCGCUCCUCAGUUCCCGACACUAGGAGUAGGGGGCUUCGGAACGCCGAGACACCAUGAAUUGGGAAAUCGAGACCCCGGACUGGGGCUCAGUCCCUUCGCAGACUCCUCUCACUCGGCAGCUUUCAAAAUAAGUCCCGUUACUCAUGAUAUUGCCUCCAGCCAGGCAUCAGCUUUCACCCCGCAAGCUACUGGAUACGCAGCUGCGCUCGGGCACCAUCACGGAGGACAAGUUGGUUCUUACGCCGGUGGAGCAUUCAAUUCAACCAGGGACUUUCUCUUCAGAAACAGGGGCGCUGGCAUCGGAGAGACCGCAGCGCCGUGUGCUCAACAUGGAAUCUUUGCCGCCUCUGCUGGGGGUCUACAUGGGCCCCCUGGAAUAUCGGACAACCCGGGACAUCUGUUGUUUUCUGGACUUCACGACCAGAGCGUGAGCCACACUUCACCAGGAGGACAUGUUGUAAACAGUCAAAUGCACCUGGGUUUACGGGGGGACAUUUUUGGCCGUCCAGAUCCGUAUCGACCUGUGGCGAGCCCGCGUACUGAUCCGUACGGCACCUCUCAGCUCCAUAACUACAACCACCCCAUCAAUAUGAAUAUGGGGAUGAACGUGCCCACACAUCACGGUCCGGGGGCCUUCUUCAGAUACAUGCGGCAGCCAAUUAAGCAAGAAAUGUCUUGUAAGUGGAUAGACGAGAACCAGAUGAACAGACCUAAAAAGACUUGUGACAGAACUUUCAGCACAAUGCAUGAAAUGGUGACACAUGUUUCAAUGGAACAUGUUGGCGGCCCAGAGCAGAGUAACCACAUUUGCUUCUGGGAGGAUUGCCCGAGAGAAGGGAAAUCCUUUAAGGCCAAAUACAAACUAGUGAAUCACAUCCGAGUGCACACUGGAGAGAAACCGUUUCCUUGUCCGUUCCCUGGUUGUGGGAAAAUUUUUGCAAGAUCAGAAAAUCUGAAAAUUCACAAAAGAACUCACACGGGUGAGAAGCCGUUUAAAUGCGAGUUCGACGGCUGCGACAGGCGAUUUGCAAACAGCAGCGACAGGAAAAAGCACAUGCACGUGCACACAUCUGACAAGCCAUAUGUCUGCAAAGUGUGUGACAAGUCCUACACACACCCCAGCUCUCUCAGGAAACACAUGAAGGUACACGACUCACAAGGCUCAGAGUCGUCUCCGGCUGCGAGCUCUGGAUACGAGUCGUCCACGCCACCAGUGCUGGUGUCCGCGAACACUGAAGACCCGACAAAAACACCCACGACUGCAGUGCACAAUACACCAGCGCACAGCGAUGGACUACCACCCAAUUUUAAUGAAUGGUACGUUUGAAGCUCCAAGCCGGCUCUCAAUGUGGACCAAAGGUUUAAGUAACCUUUAAAAAAAACUAUUUACACCACGGUGUACAAAAUGGCAUUGAAACGGAAGAGAUGAGAGAGUUCGCCAACAGGCCUCGUCCAUUCUCAGGAUGCGAAAUUUGACUUUAUUCCGAGUUCGAAGAAAACUAGCAAGGCAUAAAAUAACAAAAUAACACUUUCUAAGAUAAAUGGUUUCCUUUAGUUUUCAGAUUUCAGAUGCUUAUUUUAUUUUUCCUUUUAUGUAUUUUCUGAAAAACAAAUAUUUAAAAUAAUGGGAAAGAAAGAAUAUUUCACGGUGUUUUAUAUUAAGGUGAUCCUCACAUCGCCUUUGAUUGAUUGUUAAAACUUCAGAGAGUCUUAAGAAACGUGCCAAAGUCUUUGUCUUGAACUUGAACAUAAAUAAAUGAAUCAUAAAUAAGUAUAUAUCCUACUCGUGAAUGUAUUUCCUUGUUUGAUGGAGUCAAAUCUGUUGUCCAAGUCCGUUUUCAGAUGGAGAAAUGUGGUAUUAGGUUACGAUUGUUACCUUUGAAUAUAACGUUGCCUUUGUUAAUAACGAUGUAAAUACAUAUCCAUGAUGCCAUAUUUAUCAAUUUGUAAUUUAAUAAUCGGUAAAAGAGCUGAAUCUUAAAUGAUAUUUAUGGAAAUGUUUUCUAACCAGACUGUACAGUUUUGAGUCAAUAACUAGUCAUCUCUAAAGUUCCCACGAUACGAUUGUAUCUUUUUUAAGGCAAUAUGUGUGUCUUAUCUGGGUCGUAAAGUAUUAAUUAUAUUAAUAUUAUGACAGGACAUGAUAUAUAGUUUCAAGUAUGCAUUGUUUUUUUUUUUCAUUAAUCAGCCAUAUGAGGACUAAUUUCGAGACGAUUCUGGUUCUUAUCAAAAUUACUUAUUUUGUCUUUUUUUUUUAUUUUUUUCUUUACUCUUAGCAUUACAGCCUACACUACAUCUCUAUAGGCAACACUUAGGUCCACAUUUGAGAGGUCUACUGACCAGGGCUGGGUUUCUCAAAAGCAUUGUAGCACACGUAGAUCAAGCCAUUGGCGCCAAUGCUUUCUAUCUACUUCGGCUUAUAAUUAUUUUGGGGAAACCCAGCCCUGUGCAUUAUCGACACGUCACAUUUCGAUCAGAUAGGCCUACACCAAGCAAUAGCAUCGCAUUCAUGAACUUUGAACUCAUGUGACAGUGAUAAAGACAUUAUAUUCUUGGGUUUAAGGUAGAACCAUUUAAAUGAGUAUGGUAUUACAUUUCUUGAUGGUUCUAGAACUGUCUUUGUGGAUGCAAGUCUGUGUUAAAUGUGUCAAAGAGGAGCAAUGAUCUGUCACAACAAAAUAAAACUUUUUGUCUGUCAGUUUGCAUUGUUUUAAAUAUAGUUCUUCUGUGAAUAUAGCGUGUUGUUUGUUAUGAGUAAAGUGGUUUAACAUAGAAGACGUUGAUUACACAUUUGCUUGUUUUAUGUUAAUAACUUUUACAGAUGUGGAACUGUUUGUGUGGAUGAAAUAUAGUAUUAAGAGUAAAACAGUUUUUGGGGGAGGAAAAAAAUGUGUGUUCAAUGACAGCAAGAGUUACAGCAAUGCAUAUUUUUUAAGAAUUUUAAAUUAUGCAUAUAAAUAUAUUGUGCUUAUGAACGUGAUUUCAAACCACCAGCACUACUAAAACAAAUACAGUACCUCGUAAGUAACGGUAAUGUAUAAAUAAGUUUAUUUAAAUAAUUUAAUGAAUAUAUGUUUUAUAUACUAUUUUCUAUACAUUAAGUUAAAAGAAAGAUUAUGUCAGCCACUAUCGAUGUAUCUUCAACCGUGAUAUCACAGACCAUGUGCACAUGUGCAUGUGGAGCUUGUAUGUGAUCUUGUAACAUUUUCUCCAGGAAAUGGGUCAUGCAUCAAGAUAUUCCUGAAAAGCAAAUGUUUAACUGUUUCACUGUGCCACUUUCGAGGCAAACAAUGUCACUUCAACGUAGCCUACCUAUUCGAAAUGUAGUCAAAUCUUGUACUUUUUUCGAAGUAGGGGUUAUUGUUUGUUUGUUUGUUUGUUCAACAAACUAUUUAUGACAAAAUGUGAACAGAAGUUUUGGACUGGAAUUAAACAAAU